AUGGAGAAUCAGGAGCCAGAGGCAGCCAUGCAAGACGCUCCUCAGGAAAUGCCGGGAGAACUCGCCGAAUCCAUCGACAACUGGAGACAUUCGGUCCCCAGCCGCAUGGAGCGCGAGGAUCCCUUCGUCAACGAUGGAUUCGUGCCUCGACCCCAAACUCGCAUCACCUUUCGUGAACCGGAGAAGCCUGUUCGUCGCCCAUCGACCCGCAUCGCCAUGAUGCGAGCCGCCAUCCCGCUCUUUCGCCGCCCCAACGGCCCCAACGCGCUCCAGCCGUCCAUCAUGGAACGCCCCGAGACGGCCCUGGGAGUUCGGGACGAAGACGAGGACGAAGUGGUGGCUGAGGCGAAGAACCCCAUCCGAGGCUUUUUUGCCCUGUUUGGUCGCAAGAGAAAGCACCGUAGUCCGUCGCUUUCGCCCACUCCCACGGUUGUCCUCGAUACGCCCUUGACUCUUCACUUUUUGUUUGUCGGCGCCCAGGGUGCUGGACAAACGUCUUUGCUUUUCCGUGCUCGCUAUGGCCAUUUCCCCGACUCGAGCGCCAUCACUCGCACCUGCUACGAGACGUACACCAACGUCCGCAUGUACCACUCUCAGCCGUGGGACGGCAUCUUCCUUUGCUUUGACAUCAAGGACAAGACUUCUCUUUUCACCAUUCUGCAGUGGUGGCAAAAUGCCGUGCAGGGUGGCUUCCUUAGCCAGCAGCAGAGCGAAGUUCUUCUUCACCUCAUCGGCAUGAAGAAGGACCAGCGCGCCCAGUGCCUUGAUGAGGCCCACCGACUUCAAGGUCCCUUUGAUCCUCAGCCAUAUGUGCCUUUUCCUAGCUGCUGCGUGAUCCCUGGAGAUGCCAUGUGGUACGCCCGUGGUAUCGGAUGCCACCGCUACCUCGAGUGCUCUGCCAUGACCGGCGAAGGCGUCGACGUGAUGCUCGAAGAAGCCGGCGCUGAAGCGACCAGACGAGCCAUCGAGGUUGCUCGCAGAAUGCGCAUGGCGCCCGGCAAGAGACGCCUGUUCUAA
Messenger RNA from Trichoderma aggressivum f. europaeum, 1017 nucleotides. RefSeq lists its product as uncharacterized. Lineage: Eukaryota; Fungi; Ascomycota; Sordariomycetes; Hypocreales; Hypocreaceae. The transcript is spliced from 7 exons. The coding region runs from base 1 to 1017 and encodes 338 amino acids. The record is from RefSeq and is a predicted model, not a curated record. Gene Ontology annotation, molecular function: GTPase activity; GTP binding.